AUGUCUCAUUUAAGAUUGAUACUCCUCUUGAUCAUCGGGGUGCUCAGCUGGACUGCUGUUCAAGGCGAGCCUUCCGAAGCUCAAUCUAAGACAGAUUUACUCAGAGAACCCAGGAGCUUCCACACGCAGAAAUUAUGUCAAAAGCUUGGACUAUGUCAAGAAUAUGGAGGAUACCUAGGGCACCAAGGCUAUGGCGGCUACCAGGAAGGAUAUGGAGGACAUCAGGGGGGCUAUCCCAUCAACAUAGCCAUUAGCCAAUCGCAGGCUUCUGCUAACGAAGGCGGUGGUUACAAUCGCCAUGGAUAUUACCCAAACAACUAUCAGUAUAAUGGACAUCCUAACCGUUUCGGUAACCAAGGGCACGGCUACAGACCAGGAUACUUUGGGAACGGCUACGGUUCGUAUAACAACCAGUUUAAUGGGAACUACUACGGUGCUAAUGGAGGGUAUCGCUUUAGGCCUUAUAGUGGAUAUUACGAUGAGGAUUAUAACGACAGCCACGAAGAUGACAGUUAUGAGAGGAGCAGCGGGACACUCAAGGUCAGUGCUCACGCUGUCGCUGAAGCAAAGAAGUAA
Messenger RNA from Bombyx mandarina (wild silkworm), 576 nucleotides. RefSeq lists its product as uncharacterized. The record is from RefSeq and is a predicted model, not a curated record. NCBI's taxonomy places the organism in Eukaryota, Metazoa, Arthropoda, Insecta, Lepidoptera, Bombycidae.